AUGCAGUCCUCCCCAAAUAUGCUUACCAAGUUUGAGUCGAAGUCGUCCCGUGCCAAGGGAAUUGCUUUCCAUCCUACGCGGCCAUGGAUUCUCGUAUCUCUCCAUUCCUCGACGAUCCAGCUAUGGGAUUACCGCAUGGGAACUCUCAUUGACCGAUUCGAAGAGCACGACGGUCCGGUCCGAGGCAUUGACUUCCACCCGACUCAACCCCUCUUCGUGUCCGGAGGUGACGACUAUAAGAUCAAGGUCUGGAGUUACCAGACACGGAGGUGUCUUUUCACAUUGAAUGGACAUCUGGACUAUGUCCGAACAGUGUUUUUCCAUCAUGAGCUUCCCUGGAUUCUGUCCGCGUCGGACGACCAGACAAUUAGGAUUUGGAACUGGCAAAAUAGGUCACUAAUUUGUACCAUGACCGGCCAUAACCACUACGUGAUGUGCGCGCAAUUCCACCCGACCGAGGACCUAAUCGCCUCCGCCUCAUUAGAUCAGUCUGUCCGUAUCUGGGAUAUCUCGGGGUUGCGGAAGAAACAUUCGGCACCAACCACCAUAUCAUUCGAAGACCAAAUGGCCCGGUCCAACCCGUCACAAGCAGAUAUGUUCGGAAACACCGAUGCUGUCGUAAAGUUCGUGCUGGAAGGUCACGAUCGGGGUGUCAACUGGGUUGCAUUCCACCCCUCGCUGCCCUUGAUUGUUUCAGCUGGUGAUGAUCGUCUCAUCAAGCUGUGGAGAAUGAAUACGAAGGCAUGGGAAGUCGACACCUGCCGAGGACACUUCCAGAAUGCGUCCGCCUGUCUCUUCCACCCCCACCAAGACCUUAUCCUUUCCGUCGGCGAAGACAAGACAAUUCGUGCGUGGGAUUUGAACAAGAGAACUUCCGUCCAGUCGUUCAAGCGGGAUGUGGAUCGGUUCUGGGUCAUUGCUGCUCACCCUAAGAUCAACCUGUUUGCCGCUGGUCAUGACACUGGUGUCAUGGUCUUCAAGCUGGAGAGGGAGCGACCUGCGUCCGCUGUGUACCAGAACCAAUUGUUCUUCAUCACAAAGGAGAAGCAUGUCAAGUCAUUUGACUUUGCCAAGAACGUCGAAUCCCCUCCUAUGCUGUCAUUACGCAAACUCGGUUCCGCUUGGGUGCCUCCGCGAACCCUCUCAUACAAUCCUGCUGAGCGUGCUAUUCUAGUUACUUCUCCUACAGACGGAGGUGUAUAUGAGUUGAUCCACCUCCCUCGCGAUGCUACUGGAGCCAUCGAACCCACGGACGUCAAGCGCGGCCAAGCUUCCUCCGCUGUUUUUGUUGCGCGGAACCGAUUCGCUGUCUUUAGUCAGGCAAACCAGCAGGUUGAUAUCAAGGACCUCAGCAACUCAACCACGAAAUCCAUCAAGCCCCCGUCUGGAACGACCGACAUAUACUUCGGUGGAACUGGCUCACUGCUUUUUAUUACCCCUACCUCUGUCGUUCUCUUCGAUAUUCAGCAGAAGAAGCAGCUGGCAGAGUUAGCUGUCAGUGGCGUUAAGUACGUUGUAUGGUCUAACGAUGGGCUCUAUGCAGCUUUGCUCAGCAAGCACAACGUUACUAUUGUCACCAAGACUCUCGAACAAGUGAGCAGCCUCCACGAGACAAUCCGCAUCAAGAGCGCAGCUUGGGAUGACGCUGGCGUCCUUCUUUACUCCACCUUGAACCAUGUCAAGUACUCGCUGCUGAAUGGUGACAGCGGUAUCAUUCGGACACUGGACCAAACGGUUUAUCUUGUCAAGGUCAAGGGCCGCAGUGUUUACUGCCUGGAUCGCAAUGCUAAACCUAGAACCCUGGAAAUUGACCCUACCGAGUACCGCUUCAAGCUUGCUCUGGUCAAGAGGAACUACGAUGAGAUGCUCCAAAUCAUCAAGACUUCCAGCUUGGUUGGUCAAAGUAUCAUCUCCUACUUGCAGAAGAAGGGCUACCCCGAGAUCGCACUACAAUUUGUGCAAGAUCCCCAGACUCGUUUCGAGCUAGCCCUGGAGUGCGGUAACCUUGACGUUGCCAUCGAAAUGGCUAGAGAGUUGGACCGUCCCAACCUGUGGAGCCGGCUCGGAACCGAAGCGCUGGCACAUGGCAACCAUCAAAUAGUUGAGAUGGCUUAUCAAAAACAACGAAACUUUGAUAAACUGUCUUUCCUGUACCUUGCCACUGGUGACCAGGAGAAGCUCUCAAGAAUGGCCAAGAUUGCAGAGCACCGUGGCGACUUCACCUCGAGGUUCCAGAACGCCCUCUACCGAGGCGACGUCGAGGACAGGAUUCAGAUGUUCAAGGAGGUGGAUCUCUACCCUCUAGCAUACCUUACUGCCAAGUCCCAUGGUCUGACAGAAGAGGCCGAAUCCAUCCUCGAGGCCGUUGGCCUAACAGAAGAUCAGAUCUCCCUCCCAACUAUUGAAGAACCUCUACAGGUAGCGCAACCCAUUGUGCCAACUUACAAGGCAAGCUGGCCUGUCAAGGCUGCUGCACACUCUUCCUUCGAAAAGGCCUUGAUGGGCGAAGUUGGCGCCGGAGAUGAAGAGGCUGCUGGGCUUGGCUUUGAACCUGAAGAAGAGGAGGAUGCUGUUACCGCAGGCGAAGCACUUGAAGAUGAGGACGAGGAUGUUGCCGGAUGGGAUAUGGGCGAUGAGGUCAAUGUUGAAGAGGACGUUGAUUUCGUCAACGUUGACAGCGCUGAGGCAGGUGCUGGCAGCACCGAAGCGGACCUCUGGGCCCGUAACUCUCCUUUGGCGGCCGACCACGUUGCUGCUGGUUCUUUCGACACGGCUAUGCAGCUUCUCAACCGCCAAGUCGGAGCUGUUCACUUCGCUCCAUUGAAACCUAGAUUCCUUGAGAUUUUCAAGGCGUCCAAGACCUACCUCUCCGCCUCUCCCGGCCUUCCUCCUCUUGUCAACUAUGUGCGACGAACUGUGGAUGAGACUGACAGCCGUAAAGUGCUCCCUGCUAUCCCCAGGGACCUCGAGACUAUUGCUAGCGUGGACUUGCAAGAAGGCUACGCAGCAAUGAGGUCAAACAAACUCGAGGAUGGUGUCAAGAUCUUCAAGGGUAUCUUACAAUCUGUCCUUGUCAACGUCGUCUCAUCCGAGGCCGAAGUUGAGCAGGCGAAGAAGAUCAUUGAGACUGCCCGAGAGUAUAUCCUUGCCAUGUCUAUUGAGCUGGAACGCCGAUCCCUCUCAUCGGACUCCCCAGAUGACCUCAAGAGAAGCCUGGAGCUUUCUGCUUACUUCACAAUUCCCAAGCUUGAAGUUGCUCACAGGCAACUGGCUCUAAUGGCAGCGAUGAAGCUCGCCUUUGCCAACAAGAACUACUCGUCCGCUCUCAGCUUCGCCAACCGCAUGCUGGCCAAUGGUGGCUCCGCUAAGCUCUUGGACCAGGCGAAGAAGAUCAAGGCUCAGUGUGAGCGUAACCCACAGGAUAAGAUCGAGAUUGAAUUCGACCAGUUCGCCGAAUUCGACAUCUGCGCAGCCUCGCAUACUCCCAUCUACACUGGAUCCCCCAGCGUCUCAGAUCCUUUCACUGGCGCCAAGUACCACGAACAAUAUAAGGGCAGCGUCUGCCGGAUAUCAGAAGUGACCGAGAUCGGCGCGCCCGCAAGCGGAUUGCGGUUGUUUGUCCCAAGCCAGAUUUGA
Aspergillus calidoustus is the source of this 3636-nucleotide messenger RNA. NCBI's taxonomy places the organism in Eukaryota, Fungi, Ascomycota, Eurotiomycetes, Eurotiales, Aspergillaceae. The record is from the annotation of a GenBank genome assembly.